Messenger RNA from Xenopus laevis (African clawed frog), 3416 nucleotides. Its product is annotated as extended synaptotagmin-1-like. The transcript has 17 exons. The coding region runs from base 1157 to 2791 and encodes 544 amino acids. The record is from RefSeq and is a predicted model, not a curated record. Lineage: Eukaryota; Metazoa; Chordata; Amphibia; Anura; Pipidae.
GGGAGCUAACACGCGGGAAGAUUUGGGGAGAUUUAGUCGCCUGGUGACUAAUCACCUCUUCUGCGGGGAUAAUCUCCCGAUCUGCUGUAAUGAGAAAACGCCAGCGCCUAUGCACUCGCGUCGUUUCGAUUUCCGAAAUCACCCAAAGUUUCCUCGUGAGGCAAAUUCGGGUGACUUUGGAAAUCUAAGGGACCCGCUGCAGGACUCUUAUCUAAAGGUUUACUUAUCCGUUAAUGGACCUCAACUGCCAAAAUGUACAGUUAUAAACUUAGGGACUGUUACUGCUGAAUUGUGCUUAGUAUAUUAGUAACAUUAUGGCUCUGAAUGAGCAACUGAUAAUUCCUCCACCAAGUCCCAUGUUACAGUUAUUUCAUUUGCCAGAAUGUGUUAUUAAACUAUUUGGGUGUCACAGUUUGCAGAGAACAGAAUUGUACUUUGUUACUGUAACGGUCUCCAAGGCAACAGGGCAAAGGGUUAAUGCAUCAUUCCCGGAAUGUGUCCAGAAACAGGAGCCAUAAUGAGAUGUAUUGUUGCCACGGCAACCAAAUUGUCCUGAAAUGAGUCGGUAUUGUCAUUGUGAUGGGACCUGAGUAAUGUCACCCCUUGUGCAACUAUAUUCAUAUAUUCUGUGUAACUUUCAUUAUUACGUUCAUUUAAAAAAAAAAAAAUCUCAAGUGUUUGAACUAUAAAAUAGUGGGAAUAUUGAAAAUAAACGUUCAUUGACUUAUAUAGACAUUCACCAGGUUUUAGUUGCUGAAUUUAUUUUAUUUGCAUUUUUGAGAUUUAAAAAAAAAAAAGAAAAAUUCCUCAGAUCAGGACAAAAUCAUAUUACAGAUAAUAUAUGCUGCUAUUGAGUUUGCAGGAGGCAUUAUGAUGUCAUCAGUUUGAGUUUGCAGGAGGCAUUAUGAUGUCAUCAGUUUGUUUUGCAUUGUCUCCCUGUGAAAACAGCAUCCAUUAUGACAUCAUCGCUUGGGAUGACAUAACAAUGGGUAAUUUGAUCUGCUGACUCUGUAACCAUGGCAACACCAUUGUGAGGUCAUAAUGAUGAAAACAGGCUUUAACAGCUGUCAGGUGUUUGCAGUCAUUCUGAGUUAGGAGUUCGAGGAGGAAGGAGCUUGCUCUUUAUUCCUUGUUCUUUUAACUCAAUUUUUUUAAAAUGUCCGAAAAUAUAUUUUUAAAUCAUUUUUCAUAUACGAAAUGGAUCAUUACCCUAUUAUUAGGCUUCUCUGCUGGAGUUUUGGACGUCAGCUUUUUUUAUAUAAUUAUGGGAAUAGUGAUGUGGAUCUUGUACAGAUGCUGGAAGCCAAGUACUGAGCCAUCAGCAAUAAAGUGUCAGGACAAAGCCAAGGAACAGGCAAAGGUCCCACACAAGGUCACUGACCGAGAGUUUGAGAGACUCCGGUACCUGCAAGUGUUAGUGAACAAUUCGUGGCCGUACAUAACAAAAUAUCUGGAGAAAUUUCUAAGAUGGAGAAUUCAGCCGCUGAUCAGAUCCCGAUUUAAAUAUUUAACCAAUUUUCACUUCUUUGAUAUUGAUUUUGGCAAUAAGGCUCCACAGGUGACUCACAUGAGAGUUCAGUCUGAUCCAGAGAAGAAGCAGAUUCUCCUGGAUCUCAAAAUCAGUCUCAACGCAGCGGUGAUGGUUAAUGUUGGAAUAUCUAAGACUAUCAUGGCCGGAGUGAAGUCUGUGAAGCUGGAGGGAACAUUACGAAUAAUUCUGGCUCCGCUGAUACCAGACGUGCCCUUUACUGAAGCCGUGAACAUUUACUUCCCUCGGCGGCCGGUGUUACAUCUACAGUGGACAGGACUCACCAACCUGCUUAAUAUUCCCGGUCUUCACACCAUGACAGAAAGAAUGAUUGUGGACCAAAUUGCCAACUUCAUGGUUGCGCCAAAAUUUUUCACUCAGCCCCUGGCAGCCAACUUUGACAUGAAAAAUCUGCCCUUCGCGGAUCCCUGGAACGCACUUCGGAUUCAUGUAUUAGAAGCAAGAAAUCUCGUUGCAAACGACUUCUUCUCCAAGAAAUCAGACCCUUUUGUAGUUGUGCGCGGAGGAGGCACAGUUGGGAAAACCAGGGUCAUAUCUAAGAACCUCAACCCGCAGUGGAACCAGACAUUUGAGAUAUUAUUUUCAGAUUUACCAGGGCAGGAGAUUGAAUUUGAGGUUCUGGACAAAAAUGUUCAGAGAGAUGAUUCACUGGGCAGCUGUAAAAUUGCAGUUCCACAUGUGCUAAAGAAGAAAUUCAUUGAUAAGUGGAUCCGGUUGGACAAUGUGAAGUCUGGGGAGCUCCAUAUCAAGGUGGAAACUCUCAAACUCUUUUCAGACCGUGACAAGCUGCAGAAGGUGUUAAAUCUGAACAAAAGGCCGCGGCCCCCUAAGAGUGAGGAGUUGUCAUCAGUUGCCCUUUACACCGUCAUCCAAAAAGCCAGGGGUCUGCCAGUGAUACGGCCGAAGAAAUGCAAAUUAAACCCACUGGCCACCGUGGAAGUGUCAGUGACAGAUACAGUCAAGAGGACGGGGGCCCAAAUAAAUUCCGGAGAGCCAGAGUGGAAGGAGAGGUUACAAUUCCUCAUAAAGGACCCACGCGGCGAGAGAAUGCAACUAAAUGUACUAAAUCAGCGCAACAAGGUUCUGGGACACAUCUCUGUUUCCCUAUCAACACUCAUGGCUGCCAAGGAUAUGACCAUGGAGGGCUGGUUCCCUCUUGAGUCCACAGUAAAUAACAGCGAGAUUUGGCUGAAGCUGCAGCUGAUGAUUCUUGCCCCUCGCAUUUUUCAUGUGAAGCGAUAGAACCAGAAAGAACUUCCAGAACCCAAAUCCUGGACCAAGGAGGAACUGAGGAGGAUGAAGAGGAGAAGGAGGAGGAGGAGGAGGAGGAGGAGGAAGGAGGAGGAGGAUUUAGCACAAAGAUGAAGCUUUCAGCUUGAGGCAAAGGAGGCUCUGAAGAUCCUUGCCCUGAUGGACCUUCUGCAUCAGGAUAAAGGGACCUUCUCUAGCCCUGUGGCAAAGGAGGGUCUGAAGACUCUUAGCUACCUUUUUUCCACCCAAGAAUUAAAAAGUAUCAAAAGCAUUGACUAUAAAUAUAAGCAAUUAAAAAAAAUAAAAUUAUAAAAUGAGUGAGCUUUAUUAGUGACUGGGCAUAAAGAGGCAGAGUAGGAAGGUUAAUUAUUUGAAACCAUAAAAAAUACACAGCUACUUAAAAUAAGUCAAUGUACAACCAUCUAAAAUCAUGUUUAAUGGUGAACUUUCCCUUUAAGGCCAUAGGCAGUGACACAUGGGAAUCACUUGAAAGGGGAAACCUACAAAUUUUAAUCCAUGUGUCUUGGGUCUAAGAUGGGUCUAUAUUCUUUAAGUUGCCCAGUCUGGGAGCCACCUACCUACACACGUGUGGCUGAUAGAGCUAAUGAUUGGCUCU